This is a messenger RNA of Aureobasidium pullulans EXF-150, 684 nucleotides long. RefSeq names its product 3,4-dihydroxy-2-butanone 4-phosphate synthase. Gene Ontology annotation, molecular function: 3,4-dihydroxy-2-butanone-4-phosphate synthase activity. Gene Ontology annotation, cellular component: mitochondrial intermembrane space; cytosol. Gene Ontology annotation, biological process: aerobic respiration; riboflavin biosynthetic process. Bases 1 to 684 code for a protein of 227 amino acids. The transcript has 2 exons. NCBI's taxonomy places the organism in Eukaryota, Fungi, Ascomycota, Dothideomycetes, Dothideales, Saccotheciaceae. The record is from RefSeq and is a predicted model, not a curated record.
AUGGCAGACCACUCCAGCGACCUCGUCUUCGACGACAUUCCCUCCGCCAUCAAGGCCUUCGCCGCCGGCGAAUUCGUCCUCGUCCUCGACAGCCCCCACCGCGAAAACGAAGGCGACCUCAUCAUCGCCGCUUCAGCCCUCACACCAGCAAAAGCCUCCUUCAUGAUCCACCACACCUCCGGCUACCUCUGCGCCGCCCUCCCCAACGCCCUAGCCGAUAAAUUGGACCUCCCUCCCAUGGUCGCCGCUUCCGAAAACUCCGAUCCCAAUCGUACUGCCUAUACCAUCACCAUCGACGCCGCCGAAAACGUCACCACGGGCAUUUCGGCCACCGAUCGCAGCACCACUUGUAAAUUGCUGGCGGAGAAGGAUGUGAAGGCGGAUGAUUUUAGACGACCUGGGCAUGUGGUGCCGUUGCGUGCGGUGGCUGGGGGUGUGAGGCAGAGACAGGGGCAUACAGAAGCUGCGGUUGAGUUUGCGCGUUUGAGUGGAGACGUCAAUAAUGUAGGUGUGAUUGCGGAGAUUGUAGAGGAGAGUACGGAGGUGGAAGGGAAAGCGGAAAGAGGUGGUUUGCAUAUGAUGAGGGCGAAGGAGUGUAUUGAGUUUGGAAGGAGGUAUGGCAUCAAGGUUGUUACCAUUGAGCAUUUGAAGAAAUAUGUCGAGGAGACUGAGGGUAAAUUGUAA